Molecule: messenger RNA, 3455 nt
Organism: Syngnathoides biaculeatus (alligator pipefish)
Lineage: Eukaryota; Metazoa; Chordata; Actinopteri; Syngnathiformes; Syngnathidae
Gene: stox1
Product: storkhead box 1
Exons: 4
Coding region: 128-3160 (1010 amino acids)
Biological process (GO): positive regulation of transcription by RNA polymerase II
Cellular component (GO): cytoplasm; nucleus
Molecular function (GO): DNA-binding transcription activator activity, RNA polymerase II-specific; RNA polymerase II transcription regulatory region sequence-specific DNA binding
Source: RefSeq, a predicted model, not a curated record
CCCCCCGCUCCCGUUGCCCGGGCUAUGUUUCCUGGGGGGAGACGCCGCAGUAGAACUCUGCGAGCCCAAAUCGGUCGUCUCGAAUCUUCUUAACUCUCCUCUCUGGAGCUUCAGAGUGCGGCGGGACAUGUCGCUCCACCCGCCGCGGAUCGUGCAGCUCUCCGCCGCCGCCGGCUCCCUGGCGGUGGUCUUCGGCCCCGACGACGACGACGACGACGAGGAGGAGCCGGCGCAGGAGAGCCGCCGGACCCCCGCCACCGGGCCGGAGGUGUUCGCCGACUUCAAGGCGCAGAACAUGCGCAGCUUCUGGAAUCGACGGCUGGUGCGGGCGAUGGGCGAGGUGCGCUUCCAGGGCUGGAUGGACAACUUGGUGCUUCUCAUCCGGGGAAGCGCGGCUAGCUUGGAGGUGCUGAGGGAAGCGUGGAUGCGAAGAGCCCUCAAGUCAGCCGCCGGCUUCGUCAUCAGAGCCGUGGGCGACCUGUCCCCCUUGCAGAUGUCCCCCGUCCCCCAGUCGCAGUUCAUUCCUUUGGCAGAGGUGUUGUGCUCGGUCAUCUCGGACAUGAACUCGUCCCAAAUUAUCGUCAGCCAGGAGACUCUGGUCAACCACAUGAGCAGAUCGCAUCCAGGGAUAACCAUCCCAACUCAGGACAUUCUCUACAACACAUUAGGCACUCUGAUCAAGGAGAGGAAAAUUUACCACACGGGCGAGGGCUACUUUAUCGUCACACCUCAGACUUAUUUUAUCAGCAGCAACAUGGCCAGAGAGAAGUCCUGGUGGACUUCGGACUCAGCAGACGACCCUCCCUCACCUCCUCCGAUUACCUACCUUCUGAGCAAUGACAUCCGCGUGGAGAGCACUCAGACGGCUCACUGCAAGUCUUGCAGCUGCUUCAGCCCGCUUCUGCCGGUCGCCGGUGACCCCGCCGCUAAUUUACCGUCCGCGGCGCCCGAUCAGCAUUCGGUCUCGGUUUCCGUCAGCGAGUGCACCGCCAAAAGCUUAAAGUGGCCUCGACCGUUGGAUCAGAAGACCUCGGUCCAGCAUCAGUCCACCUCCACGGCGGCAGACUGCCAGGCGAGCGAGGUCGGCAAAACCGCAGGAACCAUCAACGCCGUUUCCCGCAAAGAGAAGGACAACAAACCGGGCAGGAAGUUUGGACUCAGUUUGUUCCGGAGGAACGGGGGUAAAAAAGAGAAGCCAAAGAAGGAGUACGCAGCGUUUUCAGGGCAGUUCCCACCCGAGGAAUGGCCAGUAAGAGACGAGGAUGACCUCAAUAAUUUACCCCGUGACCUGGAACACGCCAUCAUCAAGCGCAUAAACCCCGAACUGACGGUUGACAACCUGACACGUCACACGGUUCUGAUGAAGAAGCUAGAAGAGAGGCGGGAGAAGGCCGCGGACAAAGGCGUUGACAAGGGAAUGUCAACGGACAUCCUAACGAGUUCAAAACCGAGGCACCACCACCACCACUCCAGGCCGGCGAAAAAAUCUGCUCAGAAGAGUUCUCGUAGCAAGUGGCGGGUCCACUCUUCCAGAGAAAAGCAACGUGAGAGGAUCAAGAACAAGCUUGCCGUAUGUGCCAAUGCCUAUCCAGACAGGGAAGAUUUGAUCCCCACCCGACUGCCGGUGGAAAUCCCAAUUGAUGAACCCGGAAAAGUCGAAGAUGGUCUGGACGGUAUAUCACUUUACAAGAAACGCAUUGAAAACCCUUUCCAUGCUCCGGAAACCGGAAAUCUUCCUGCUGCAGUUAGUUGGGAGCAACGAAAACCGAAAGAGGGCAGGCUCUCGGGGAGGAAAGAACGAACGUGUCAUCGUUCCAAACCGUGGGACUCUCAUCAGACCAAGCUGGGUGUAGCGGAAGCAGAACAUACGGCGAAAUCCACCACGUCUCAAGACAAGUGCGACCAGGAGAGGGAUGCCAAUUGCGAUCGCCUGUCGCGACCCGACCUGAAGCUUUGCCGAGAGUUGCCGCCGGACUACAGCUCAUCUUAUCCACAGAGCUGCACGCUGAGGAUCGAUGAUAAAAUUCGACGUCGGAUCGAAGGAGGCGGAGCGGAGAGCUGGGAAAACCCCCAACUGAAAGAUGGCAGGAACCAGACUUUGGACAAUGGCCUCGCAGACGUCCAUCAGGACGCCAGUUCCAAUGCAAACUUAACUCAAGCCUGGCUCAAAUCCUCUUUACAACGGAAGCAUUCGCUCAGACUACAUAAAACGCAGGAUUCCCAGAACCUCGAACCGCUUUCAACACGUCAAUACGCAAAGGACAUAAGAACAGUUACUGACACUAAAGGGCAAGGAACUGUGGGUGUGGUGGUGGAACCAGAAGUUGAUGACCUUCCCCCAGUAACAGACACCGACGAUGACUACAGACUCUAUCAGAGAGCUGACCGUCGCCACGACGAAGAUACCUGCAGUUCCCUGUGCUUGAAUGAGGAGGACAUCAUACCAAAGUACCUUAAUCCCCGCUUGGUGUAUCAUCAGUACGAUACCGAAAGCAAGCGUCAGGAAUCCCGCAGUCGCUAUUACGACUCCAGCUCUCACCAUCAACAAGUCUCAUCCAUCGACAGCCACUCAAUCACCCAGAGGGAAGCUUCGCUGAGCCCCAGUAGACCAGAGAAAACUACGUGGGGGCGUCCGCACCCUCAGCAGAGUCCUGUAUCCCCUCAAGAGGAACCAAGCUCUGGGAAAGAAGCCCUAGUCCAGAAAGGAUUACAUGAGGCCAGCCUGGAUUCGGACCACCCUGGACCUCUGGAGGCCUUUGACAGUAGCAUCUUCGACUACAGCCCAGCAAGCGAGGUCGAAUCGGACGCCGAGACUGUCCGCAAGUCUCCAGACGAGGGUGACGGCGAGUCGGCUCGCCGGGCGGCGGAACUGAAGGAAGAACAAGACCACGAGACGGGCGUUUCCCGAACCCCCGGCGGGGGUCUAAGCGGGCCCAGGGCGUUGGAAAAUGGAGACGCAGUCGAGAACCACAGCUUUACAGGAGACAGCGGGAUAGAUUCUCCACGGACCCACGUAAGUUUGGCAUCGAGCAACACGGUCAUUCUGGAGGGUCUCAAGAGGCGGGGCUUCCUCCAGAACCUGGACAAGCUGCACCCCAAAAGCGGCGGCAUUCGACCGCAGAACUCGCUGCUGCAGCUCACGCCCGUCAUGAACGUCUAACGCGGGGAACGUCGCAAAUCCCGUCGGGUUGCUUUCACCUCAAUUUCCGUGCAACUGUUUGCAAACUGCUCGUACAGAUGUUGCGUGUAUAUUUGUCCCUAUUGUAAAUAUUUUCAAAUAUGAUACGCCGUGUACGUUCCUAGACAAAAUUGCGUACCCGCUAAAUGUAGGUGGGGCGUCAACAUUUAUGGGUUGACCGUGUAUAGUUUUGCAUACAUUUCCUCUUUGGUUAAAUUGUAACUUUUUAUUAUUGUAGGAAUCGAAAACCACAAAUAAAGUUGGAUAAUAUCUUAAA